Molecule: messenger RNA, 3089 nt
Organism: Nematostella vectensis (starlet sea anemone)
Lineage: Eukaryota; Metazoa; Cnidaria; Anthozoa; Actiniaria; Edwardsiidae
Exons: 3
Coding region: 208-1173 (321 amino acids)
Source: RefSeq, a predicted model, not a curated record
UUGUGGUAAGCCGCUGACCGGUACUUUUUGUAUGACGGUGACUGUAACCAAGCAAGGUUAUUAGACAACGUUAUUGACGAUCGUUUCAGUGGAGAGCGCGGCAUAACGUUUGACCAAUCGAAGCGGCUAUUUGAUCAGUGCGGAACGCUGAUUCCAGUAGGGACAGUCAUAUGUUCAGUAUGCCGAAAACGACUAGACGAGUUAGAGAUGUCCCAAGCUUGCAGAUCGCCGUGCCCUGCAAACGACUUGGAAAGUUCAGCUGAUACAUCAACUGGACCCCACCCAUGUCAUGAGCAGAGCGCAUCUGAGAAAUUUGCAAGAUGCAAUUUGCCUGAUAACGAUGUCUCUGAUCCCGGGGACAUCAGCGGCGCCCUUCAGUGUUUAAUGUUGGAAGAAAACGUUAGUCUUUAUGACCCUUGCGAUGAAAUUGAAGAGGAGAAUCCGGAAGACACUGUUCAUAUAAGCCAGGACUCAAAGAGAUACUUAUUGAACACUUUUCUUGAAAGUUCCAACAUUUGUAAAGUACGUGCGUCAAAGAAAGGAUGGGGAGAAGCCAAUGCAAAUACAAGAAGAUCACGAGCAAAAGUUGCGAGCGAGGCUAUUGUUGCGGCUCUCGAAGUAAUUUCUCCUGGGGAUGCAGUACCAUUGUUGCAAGCACUCCAGCAGUCCUCACUUGUAGAAAAGACACUUGGCCUGGAUGAGUCGACAGCAGAUAAGAAAUAUCUCAAUGCACUAGUAGAGACAUUCCGAAAUGCCAUGUCGUGGGAUACAAGGCGUCAGGCAUUAUCUCUGAUGGCCGACCUUGUCCCGUUCAAAGUUAUCGAAAGACACAUACCGGGGAUCUCCGAAUACAGAGUAAAGGCUGCAAGACGACAUGCACGUGUUGUUGGCAGAAGGGUACCCGUUCCUUCGUCACAGAGCCCACGCAUGCGCAUUGACCUAAGCAAACUCGACCACUCCUUGUCUUUAAUAACAAGCAACCAAGUGGUACAAGACCUUUCUUUCGGAAAGAAAUAUCUCAAGUUGUCUAAUGGUGACGUGCUAGAAACCCCAAUAUGCUAUACGCACCAUGAUAUCAGAGAAAAUCGUCCAGUAAUACACCCAGUAUUGCAAGGAAACGGGUGUUCAGCCGUUCGGCCGAACCACCAUGCGCAAAAUACCUACUGCGUGUAGCGCAACAUCACGGAAAUCCCUACAAGGCAUUGAUUACCUUGCAGCGAAGGCGCAAAGGGCUUUGAUACUCUCAGUGAAGUAGCCAAGCAACUGGAGGAUUGUGGUGCUCUCUCAGGGAUGUCUCAAACCUGUGGCGCCAUUCACUUCAAGAUAUGAAGCAAUAUCUCAAGAUAGAUUUUAAGGUAAUUGUGCAGUUGGAACCGCUAGGCACGUCGAAAUGAACUCUGAGCUGUGAGCAUGAACAUGAUCAGACUUGUAACAAAUGCGAGGCUUUGAAGAUUCUUAUUUCAGACAUGCGAUGUCUAAUAGAGGGAGAUACCGCAGACAGUGCUUUAUCGGAAGAUGCACUCGAUGAUAUGCGCUACAGGGUAGAGCAAGCUGUGAAAGACAUCAAGUUCUGGAAGGCUCACCAACUAAGAAGCGUGAGGCAGGAUUUAGCCAGGACAGACGUCGUCGACAAGCUAGACUCUUCGUCUGUUCUCAUUACUAUGGACUGGACAAUGAAACUGUUGCCUCAGAAGUAUCGAAAGUCACAAGCUGACUGGUUUGCAAAGCGUGGAAUGUCGUGGCACAUGUGUAGUGGCUAGACGGAUUGAAGAAAACUUCCAAACCCAGACAUUUGUACAUAUUCUGGAAAACUGCAGCCAAGACACUCCCGUUGUUUUCCGCAUCAUCGAACACGUUUUUCAGACCCUCAAACAAGAUAACCCCGGGAUAAACACUGCCUUCCUCAGGUCGGAUAAUGCGGGCUGCUACCAUAGUGCAGCCAACAAGUAAUUUUCAUAUGCCAAUCCUCCUUUUCCAUCUACGAAAUAUUGCAAAAAAUUGAAAGUUUAUUUCCUUUAAUCACUGCGAGAUUCCUCUACACGCUUUUAUUACUUUUAAACUAGACAAUUGUAACCCUAUUCUCACUGGCCUUGAUCGAAAGCAAAUCUCUAAACUACAAUAUGUUCAGAAUUCUGCGGCGCGACUUAUUACAGGAACCUGCAACGUCACUCCUGUUCUGCGUACCUUACACCGGCUACCCAUCAGAGAAAGAAUAGAUUUUAAACUCCUUCUUUUAACUUUUAAAUCACUAAAUGAAACCGCUCCAGACUAUAUGAAAGACCUUUUAUCUCCUUAUAAACCAAAGCGCAGUCUUCGUUCUUCAAAUAAGUCUCUUUUAGUACAGCCCUCUUUUAAACUUAAACAAAGGCUGAACUGUAGAAUAACUUGUAUUUCCCACUUAUUGAUGCUUAAAGGUAGACAGUUACCUAAAAAAAAGCCCGUCCAAGGUUUUUCAUUUUUUUUACAAAACACGCGCGAAGUUGUUGUUUUGCCAUUGCAAACUGUCUCGCGUUUUGCUCGGUCAAAGCCGGGAUUAUGACGUCAUAAUCUUGGUACAGCUUCUCAAAAUUGUUUUAAAACGAUAGCAACUUCGUUUUAAAAUGACGGCAAGCUCGUCAAAAAGACCGGGCAGUACUUGCGCAGACAUGGGCUGCUCCAACAACCACUAUACAACACGUGUCAAAACAUGCAUCUCCAAAAUACCCGGAAAUUAGGAAAAUAUGGGCCCGAUUCGUCGGGACUAAGCGAAAGGAGUUCUCCAUCGGAAGCGCCACCGCUCUUUGUUCGAGCCAUUUCGCCGAUGAAUGAUUCAAGCGAGCAAACCUGAAUCUCGCUGAUGCUAAGGCCCCGAAAUUCAAAACGAGUUUAAAGACGGGACCUCUUCCUUUACCUCUUCCUACACUGCAUCGGGAAAGAAAAGAGAACAUAACGGAAAAAGCUCGCAAGGGACCGCAUUUAAGUAUACAAUGCAUAUUUACGACAAUUACGCUGUGACAGACUGUGGGAGUCACAGCAAGUUUUGAGGUUAUGUUGUUUAUGUUACUAUAGAUGCUAUUUUAAUAUAAGUUAAAGAAUGUAACAAAACAGAA